GCACAUUGUCACCUCUCACAACCAUUCAGAGGCUGGAGUGAAGUUACAAAGUUGCAAAUGAAGACUGGAAGGCACUCAGUGUGGUUUCUUGCGGACGGCCAAGUUCCCAUCUGCCAUGCAUAAAAGGUCCAAGGGAAUAGCCUCUGGUUCUUUUGUUACUUAGGCGUGGAAAGUUGGGGUUUUCCUUUCAAUUUAGUUCUAGGAAGUCACGUGAAACAGCCAUAGGUUCCCUGCCUCCAGACCCUAUUCUCCUGCCUCAUUACUGCAGUCUUCUCUGCCCGCCUCUUUUAGCGACUAACAUGAGGAUCCGUAUUCUAAUAUCCCUCACCAGUCCUUCCCCUCCGUCAUUUAGCGAACCGCUCACUGGGCAGUGGAACUUUGGGGAGAGUCCCAGGAGGCCCCUCUUUGUCCAGGGGCUAUUUUUUUUCUCUUCCAGCCUCCAUCUUCUAACUCAAGGGGUACAGCUCAGUCAGAUUAUGUUUGGCGCCCCCGGACAGUGACAAACCCAGGGCCGGUGGAUAGAGGAGGCAUCUCACUAUGCUGCACGAGGCCACCUCGCAGUAGGCAGCGCAAGCCUGCCCAAAAACCCAAGAGCCUAACCAGGAAGACAGCGGGAGGCCGCGGGCUUCAUCUCCCAGGAGAUGGACUACACCUCCCAGCAGGCUCUGCGCGCAGGCUGAGGAUCCCUCCGCUCUUUUUUUUUGUCCCGCCGGCUCGGCCCCCGGCGACCAGCCAAGGGCUAAGGCCAGGUAUUUCAGAAUCUGAGGUCCGUAUUCUUAUCACAUUUCCGGGGAGGGACGGCUAGGAGCUCCGGAGGAAAAACGGACUUUUUUUUAGUAGAAAAGCGGAGGCAGACGGUGGAUGACGAGGCACGCCCGCAACUGCAAGUUUUCGCGCGCUUUGGCGCAGGUGGUUGUGGGUAGCGCGCCUGGGCGGGAGAAAGAAGUCGGGGGCCCCGGCGCGCCGCCCGCGGGGCCUGAAGGGAUGUUCGAGGACGAGUCCCACGCUGAUGGGGUGGCGGUGGUCGCCGCAGCCGGGGAGGCGCUACAGGCCCUGUGCCAGGAGCUGAACCUGGACGAGGGGAGCGCGGCCGAAGCCCUGGACGACUUUACUGCCAUCCGAGGCAACUACAGCCUAGAGGGAGAAGUUACACACUGGUUGGCAUGUUCAUUAUACGUUGCAUGCCGCAAAAGCAUUAUUCCCACGGUUGGAAAGGGUAUCAUGGAAGGCAACUGUGUUUCACUUACCAGAGUACUACGUUCAGCUAAAUUAAGGCUGGAGUGCAGUGUCAUGAUCUCGGCUCACUUGAAAAGGUCAUUUGCACCUUCUACCCCUCUGACAGGACGCAGAUAUUUACGCGAAAAAGCAGCAGUCAUUACUCCCGUUGCAUCAGCCACCCAAAGGUGUCAGCCGGUGCCAUAGAGUAUUGUGGUUGGUCAAAAUGUACCAAGUGACCAACUUACAAAUAUUUUUGAAUCUGUGUGCAAUCCUCUAUGGAAAACAUUGAUGAAAAUACUAAAAGGAAUGGGGAGAGAUUUCUGCACACUAUACUCAAGGACAGAUGAACAGCCAGGAUCUCUGCAGACUUGCUGUGUAAACAGACUAAAGCUGGCAGAAAUUUUAUUAUAAAUAGAGACCAUUUUGUUCAGGAAACACGAAGACUUCUGCGGAAUGGACAUGUCAGUUCUUUUAGAGCAAGAUAUAUUUGAUCAUUCCUUGAUGGCUUGUUGUUUGAAAUUGUGCUUUUGGGUUCAUAGCCCACCUCGUGACUUUCCUUUGACGAUUGUUCCCAACUGCAGCCAAGCAUUUUAUAAGGUGAGAUGAAAACAAAUUAUUGAGGUGGUGAUCCGCCCAGAAGAGUGGGGUUCGAGGACAUGGUGAAACACCUGAACAGGCAUUGAAGAACAGAUUUUUGGAGAGUUUAGUGCAUGGAGUCAUGAUUCUGCACUGUGGGAGGUCAGGUUUCCUGCAAACAAAGUUCCUACCUGUCAGGAGGUUAUAUUCCCAAAUAACUUUGAAACAGUGAAUGGAGUAAAUUGCACAGGACAUUCUCCCAUGAUGCCAAUGUCUCCUCUAAUGCACCCAAGGGUCAAGGUUCGAACUGACAGUGGGAGUCUUCGAAGAGAUAUGCAACCAUUGUCUCCAAUUUCUGUCCAUGAACGCUACAGUUCUCCUACCGCAGGGAGUGCUAAGAGAAGACUCUUUGGAGAGGAUUCCCCAAAGGAAAUGCUUAUGGGCAAGAUCAUAACAGAAGGAACAAAAUUGAAAAUCGCUCCUUCUUCAAGCAUUACUGCUGAAAAUAUAUCAAUUUUACCUGGUCAAACUCUUCUAACAAUGGCCACAGCCCCAUUAACAGGAACAACAGGACAUAAAGUUAUAAUUCCAUCACAUGGUGUUGCAAAUGAUGCUGCAGAGAUCACACUACCUAUUUCCAUGAAUACAAAUCAAGAGUCCAAAGUCAAGAGUCCUGUAUCACUUACUGCUCAUUCAUUAAUUGGUCCUUCUCCAAAACAGACCAGUCUGACUAAAGCACAAGAGGUACAUUCAACUGGAAUAAGCAGGCCAAAGAGAACUGGGUCCUUAGCACUCUUUUACAGAAAGGUCUAUCAUUUGGCAAGUGUACGUACGGAUCUAUGUCUAAAACUGGAUGUUUCAAAUGAGUUACGACGGAAGAUAUGGACGUGUUUUGAAUUCACUUUAGUUCACUGCCCUGAUCUAAUGAAAGACAGGCAUUUGGAUCAACUCCUCCUUUGUGCCUUUUAUAUCAUGGCAAAGGUAACAAAAGAAGAAAGAACUUUUCAAGAAAUUAUGAAAAGUUACAGGAAUCAGCCCCAAGCUAAUAGUCACGUAUAUAGAAGUGUUCUGCUGAAAAGUAUUCCAAGAGAAUUUGUGGCAUAUAAUAAAAAUAUAAAUGAUGACUUUGAAAUGAUAGAUUGUGACUUGGAAGAUGCUACAAAAACACCUGACUGUUCCAGUGGACCAGUGAAAGAGGAAAGAGGUGAUCUUAUAAAAUUUUACAAUACAAUAUAUGUAGGAAGAGUGAAGUCAUUUGCACUGAAAUACGACUUGUCAAAUCAGGACCAUGUGAUGGAUGCUCCACCACUCUCUCCUUUUCCACAUAUUAAACAACAACCAGGCUCACCACGCCGCAUUUCCCAACAGCACUCCAUUUAUAUUUCCCCACACAAGAAUGGGUCAGGCCUUACACCAAGAAGCGCUCUGCUGUACAAGUUCAGUGGCAGCCCUUCUAAGAGUUUGAAAGAGAUCAACAACAUGAUAAGGCAAGGUGAGCAGAGAACCAAGAAGCGAGUAAUAGCCAUCGAUAGUGAUGCAGAAUCCCCUGCCAAACGCGUCUGUCAAGAAAAUGAUGAUGUUUUACUGAAACGACUACAGGAUGUUGUCAGUGAAAGAGCAAAUCAUUAAUGUUCUUGUUUCUAUGAUAAAAGCACUUUCAGAUUGUUCUGCAGAAAGUUGGAGCUCUGUCCUUCAAACCUUUUAGCCCUAUGGAUGGUAAAUAUUGCUGGAUUAUAAGAAAAAAAUUGCACAAAAAUGUGCUUUUUAAAAUAUUUAUCCAAAAUGUAGUUGACAGAGAUGUAUUUUGAGUUGGACUGGAAAGGAAUAUUUUAAGUGCCUUUUAAAAAUACUAAUAGUCCGGCUAGAUGCAGUGGCUUACGCCUGUAAUCCCAGGACUUUGGGAGGCCAAGGCGGGCAGAUCACCCGAGGUCAGGAGUUUGAGACUAGCCUGACCCAACAUGGAGAAACCCCAUCUCUACUAAAAAUACAAAAUUAGCCAGGUGUAGUGGCACAUGCCUGUAAUCCCAGCUACUUGGGAGGCUGAGGCAGAAUUGCUUGAACCCAGGAAGCGGAGGUUGUGGUGAGCCUAGGUUGCGCCACUGCACUUCAGCCUGGGCAACAAGAGUAAAACUCCAUCUCAAAAAUAUGUAUAUAUUAAUAGGGAUUUUUUUUUUUUUAAUGUUUGCUCCUUGAGUUAGUUUUCAAGUUGAAUUUAGGAGAAACCCCAUAACUUUUUAGCUCUCUUUUAAAAAUAAAUGUCUCCUCCUCCUGUGUUUUGUAAUAUGAGGAUAAAUAAUCAACUUUUGGUAAGCAUGCUUUGAGAUAUGUAUUCUCAAUUUAAUAUUGAAGGAAGGGGUUGGUUCCCAUAGUACCUGGCCAGAGGGUUAUGUACCAGCCUGUCUCUGGCCCCCUGUGGUAAUUCCACAUCCAGGUGCCACCACCAUUUAGGGUUGUCUCCUUCUCGUGCCUUUUCUCUCCUUGAGCUUUAUAAACAGAUUUGUACCUGAGCCCCAAUGCUACACUCAUCCUUGCUUUCCAGCCCUAAGCCAUCUCAGCCUGAUGUCACAACCCAAUAAAUGGGCACUUUCUUCUUUUGUAAACUAUUAUCAUUUUGGUUUCUGUGACAUUAACUUAAUUAUAUAUGAUCAUACUAACUCAUGUAGUUCUCAAAAUAGGCAGCUGCUUCUCAAGCCAGUAGAAUAAAAUUCAGUUAGUUAUUAAAAACUAAAUUCCUGUUAGUAAGGUAACACCAUGAUUAUGUGUGUUAUAUUAUUUUUGAGAUCAUAGUAUCAGUCAUUCUCAAUAUCUAAUUGAGUCCCUAAGAAUAUUUUAAACCUUUUAAAAACCACAUAAAUAUCAUCUUAUGCCUCAUAAUUCCAGUAUAUUUAAUACAUCAGUAAAAUAGCUGCUUAUUACUUCCCCCGCUUUGUUCUCAGUAUUUUUAGUAUAUCAUGAGUUUCCUGCUAGUGUACCACUGGGUACUCCUGAAGAUGUUUUUCCGUACUAGGGAUGCUUUUCAGUAUUAGGGAUGCUUUUUUCAGUGCUAGGGAUGCUUUUCAGUACUAGGGAUGCUUUCCAGAAUAUCACCUCUUUUCCAUUUACUUUUUCUAGUAUGUGUCUGGAAUCCAGAGAACGUGAAAAAGCCACUUAUAAUUAAUUUUGAGAAGUUUUAUCAAAUGUUUAUGUUUCUAACUGCAAACGUUAAUUUUGGAAAGGCACAAUGUUUAACUCACCUAUGUUUAACCAUGGCUAAUUUAAAAUAGUCAGAUUUGGCUGUCACUAAUUAGUAUUCUCAAGAAUUUCAUUUUUCAAUUUUAAGAAGAAAAGGGAUUUUGGUCACAUUUUGCUUGUAAAUGAAAAUUACAUCCUCAUUCUUUGUGUAGUAUCUACACAUUGUUAUAAGCCAAAAAACAAAGUCUGUCUUGAAUCCUUGUACAUAUUUGUAUGUUGCUAUAAUUGUUAUUUUUAUCUUCAUUGUUGUGCAAAAUAUAAAUGAGCAUUUG
This is a messenger RNA of Chlorocebus sabaeus (green monkey), 5297 nucleotides long. Lineage: Eukaryota; Metazoa; Chordata; Mammalia; Primates; Cercopithecidae. The record is from RefSeq and is a predicted model, not a curated record.